Molecule: messenger RNA, 1125 nt
Organism: Postia placenta MAD-698-R-SB12
Lineage: Eukaryota; Fungi; Basidiomycota; Agaricomycetes; Polyporales; Adustoporiaceae
Exons: 5
Coding region: 1-1125 (374 amino acids)
Molecular function (GO): protein binding
Source: RefSeq, a predicted model, not a curated record
AUGGUCUCUCUCAACUUUACUGAAUUGCCGCCAGAGCUCCUCGUAUCCAUUUUACGCUUUAUGGAUGCUCAAGAUCUGGCCGUCAUCAAGCAAGUCUGCAGGAUCUUCUUGCAUUUAGUACAAGAUACUGUUGAGCUACAAUACAAGUGUAGCCUCGAUCUCGCGGGCAUGAUCGACGAACCUGAUUGCCGUCUGUCACACCCAGAGAAACUCGAGAAGUUGCGGUCUCUACAGCGAAUGUGCAGCAAGCCCGCGUUGAUCCAAGGAAAGUCGAUUUCGCGGAAGCUCUACAAUCCAUAUGCCGUUUCUCCGGGUCUAGUAUUUGCGCAAGAGAAUGAGAAUGGCGGAAUCGACUUCCUGCAAUUUCCGUGCCCUUUGUUCGGAACGGAGGAACGAGCGUGGACGAUUCAUGAGGAUAAAUUCGAUGUUCACAUUUGGACCCCUCCAAUGGACAACUUCGCUUUCUCUGUCUUUCCGGAGACGGCGCGCCACACCCAUUUGCCGCUCACAGUCACGUCUCAACGCAGAGCAGACCUGGAAAGAGGCUUCUCAUGCAAGGCGACCUGGUGGGGCUCGAAGUUCCGGUUCAUUACGGCUUCGGCAGUGAAGUCCAGAUUUGGAAUUGGAGAACUGGACAUUGGCUUUAUACUCAGCUACACUUACUUGACCGGCGCGACAGUUCUUCCUUUGUCGAUGAUCCGGGGCUGGUAUCGUACCGCGCAAGAGGACGGCGCACGGGGACACUUCCAAGGUAAAUGGCAACCGGGAUGUCUGCGGGUACCGCACCAAGGCCUUCCCAGUGCUGCAGAGGUUCAGGGUAUGCACGCGAUGUUCGUCAGCGUGCAUAGACACGAGGAUCGCUUUGAUCUGCAGGCAGGUUUCAUAGACUAUCAAACUUCCAGAGGCAGUUCAGACCAAUGGGGAAUCGUCGCUCCGAACAAUGAGAAUACCCUUCGUCUUCCCGCGAGGCCAAUAUUGGUUGACGAUACCGAAGGGAGGGACGGGAUACGCCUUGGAGGGGACAUUGUUGUCAUUCCGGAUCAUGCAAUACUGCAAGAGUAUCAAGAGGAAGGUGGCAUAGAGCGAUUCUGGCAAGCCUAUUAUAUUACUGCAUCUGAUGAGUGA